Molecule: messenger RNA, 1732 nt
Organism: Onychomys torridus (southern grasshopper mouse)
Lineage: Eukaryota; Metazoa; Chordata; Mammalia; Rodentia; Cricetidae
Product: general transcription factor IIH subunit 2
Exons: 17
Coding region: 140-1384 (414 amino acids)
Biological process (GO): regulation of transcription by RNA polymerase II; DNA-templated transcription; nucleotide-excision repair
Cellular component (GO): transcription factor TFIIH core complex; transcription factor TFIIH holo complex
Molecular function (GO): zinc ion binding
Source: RefSeq, a predicted model, not a curated record
GUCCGUCAAGGCCCGUGAGUACCCAGGUAGAGCCCUGCGCCAGCGGCACCGAGGCUUUGGAGGCUGGAGUGCGGGGCGGACUGGAGGGACCUGGAGGAGAGGACCGAGUGUUGGAUAAAUAUAUAUCAUUAUAAAAAACAUGGAUGAAGAGCCUGAAAGAACUAAGCGGUGGGAAGGAGGCUACGAGAGAACAUGGGAAAUUCUUAAAGAAGAUGAAACUGGAUCACUUAAAGCUACGAUAGAAGAUAUUCUCUUCAAAGCAAAGAGAAAAAGAGUAUUUGAGCACCAUGGACAAGUUCGACUUGGAAUGAUGCGCCACCUGUAUGUGGUAGUAGAUGGUUCGAGAACAAUGGAGGAUCAAGAUCUAAAGCCCAAUAGGUUGACUUGUACUUUAAAGUUGUUGGAAUACUUUGUAGAAGAAUAUUUUGAUCAAAAUCCUAUCAGUCAGAUUGGAAUAAUUGUAACUAAGAGUAAAAGAGCUGAAAAACUGACUGAACUCUCAGGAAACCCCAGGAAACACAUAACAUCUUUGAAGAAAGCUGUAGAUAUGACCUGCCAUGGAGAACCAUCUCUCUAUAAUUCCUUAAGCAUGGCUAUGCAAACCCUGAAACACAUGCCUGGACACACAAGUAGAGAAGUACUAAUCAUCUUUAGUAGCCUUACAACCUGUGACCCGUCUAAUAUUUAUGAUCUCAUCAAGACCCUGAAGGCAGCUAAGAUUAGAGUAUCUGUUAUUGGGUUGUCUGCAGAGGUUCGAGUUUGCACUGUACUUGCUCGUGAAACUGGAGGCACAUACCAUGUCAUUUUAGAUGAAGUCCAUUACAAAGAGCUGCUGACCCUCCAUGUUAGCCCUCCCCCUGCCAGCUCAAGCUCCGAGUGCUCACUCAUUCGUAUGGGGUUCCCUCAGCACACCAUUGCUUCUUUGUCUGAUCAGGACGCAAAGCCAUCCUUCAGCAUGGCGCAUUUGGAUAAUAGCACUGAGCCAGGACUUACUCUGGGAGGCUAUUUCUGCCCACAGUGUCGAGCAAAGUACUGUGAGCUUCCUGUGGAGUGUAAAAUAUGUGGUCUUACUUUGGUGUCUGCACCUCAUCUGGCACGAUCUUACCAUCAUUUAUUUCCUUUGGAUGCUUUUCAAGAAAUUUCCCUAGAAGAAUAUAAAGGAGAAAGAUUCUGUUAUGGAUGUCAGGGGGAAUUGAAAGACCAACAUGUCUAUGUUUGCACAGUGUGCCAAAAUGUUUUCUGUGUGGACUGUGAUGUUUUUGUUCAUGACUCUCUCCACUGUUGUCCUGGCUGUAUUCACAAGAUCCCAACUCCUACAGGCACUGCAAAUAAAAGAGAAGAAUCACCUACCCAAAUUAACCAGACCCAAAGACUAUAUAUAUAACUCAGUGAACUUGUUUACAAUUUGAGUAGCUGGUUGGAACAGAAGCUGUGAAGCCUCACAGUGGAUGUUAUUCUUAACUAUUGCAAAUAUUGUAAAGCACUUAUCCACCACCCAAACUGAGUUGGAACUAGAAAGACAAUUAACUAGUUUUAUAUCCUUUCACACCUAUCCUUCCUCAUCCUCUAAUAUUUAGCCUUCCUUGCUUUCUUUUCUGCUUGUUAACACUGUCCCCACAUAUACAUUUAUUUAUAAGUAUAUAUUUAUUAUUGGUUAGAUUCUGCAUAUGAAGAACAUGCAUUGUUUUUCUUCCUGAGAUUGUGUGACCUCACUUAAUAUUAUACAUUCGAA